Messenger RNA from Chanos chanos (milkfish), 2065 nucleotides. RefSeq names its product bromodomain containing 9 (gene brd9). The transcript has 17 exons. Gene Ontology annotation, cellular component: nucleus. Gene Ontology annotation, biological process: regulation of transcription by RNA polymerase II. Lineage: Eukaryota; Metazoa; Chordata; Actinopteri; Gonorynchiformes; Chanidae. The coding region runs from base 50 to 2014 and encodes 654 amino acids. The record is from RefSeq and is a predicted model, not a curated record.
GAGACGUUAUCCUCAAAAGCAAAUUCAUAUCACCACUGAGAAAAUUAAAAUGGGAAAAAAGCACAAGAAAUAUAAACCCGAAUGGAGAACAGUAGAUGACUAUGAGGACAAACCUUUGGAGAAGCCACUGAAGCUUGUACUGAAAGUAGGAGGAAGUGAAGUCACAGAACUGUCAGGCUCCGGUCACGAUUCCAGUUAUUAUGACGACAGAUCUGACCAUGAGAGAGAACGUCACAAGGAGAAGAAAAAGAAAAAGAAGAAAAAAUCUGAAAAGGAAAAAGACAAACACCUAGAUGAUGAGGAGCGGCGGAGGAGGAAGGAAGAGAAGAAGAAGAAGCGAGAGCGGGAACAGUCCGAAAUUGCAGCCAGUGGACCGGUGGACCCCUUCACGUUACCCAGACCCGUUGAGGUGGUGGAGGAGAGGAAAAGGAAGAGGGAUAAGUUUGAGUCUGAAGCUGAGGUGGAUGAGUUCCACCCGUCAGUGAAGGUCGAGGUGGAGCAGCAAGCGGACAGACCCAUCCGCGCCUGCCGGACCCAGCAAGAAAGUGAAUGCACACCCCGACAGCAGCUCCUGGAACAUUUCCUUCGCCUACUUCAAAGAAAGGACCCCCAUGGCUUCUUUGCCUUUCCAGUGACAGAUGCCAUUGCUCCUGGUUACUCUAUGAUUAUCAAACAUCCCAUGGACUUCAGCACGAUGAAGGACAAGAUCACAUCCAACGAAUACAAAACAAUCACAGAAUUCAAGGCCGAUUUUAAGCUAAUGUGUGACAAUGCCAUGGUGUACAACCGGCCAGAGACUGUCUACUACAAAGCUGCAAAGAAACUCCUCCAUACAGGCUUCAAGAUGAUGAGCAAAGAGCGGUUGUUAGCUUUGAAGCGUAGCAUGUCUUUCAUGCAGGACAUGGAUUUUUCGCAGCAAGCUGCCAUUUUAGGUGACGAAGACCUCGCUGCAGAAGAGCCUCCUCCCGAAGUCAUUCCUGUCCAUGUGGAGUCGGCCAAAAAAUCCAAGAAACAGCCCGUCAAAGAACCCAUCAUCAGCGACCUGUAUGAGCUGGAGGGAAACGCUUGCAGUCUGACAGACAGCACGGCAGAAGAGCACGUCCUGGCUUUGGUAGAGCAUGCAGCUGACGAGGCGCGGGAUCGAAUCAAUCGCUUCAUGCCAAACUCCAAGAUGGGCUACCUGAGAAAAGAGGCAGAUAAUUCUUUAGUGUACACUGUGGUGAAUCAGCAGGAUCCAGAAGCAGAGGAGGAGGAGACUCACCCCGUGGAUUUAAGUUCCCUGUCCAAUAAGCUCUUACCUGGCCUUACAUCACUGGGAUUCAAAGAUGAUCGUAGGUAUAAAGUAACGUUUUUGAGCAGCGCAUACAACACACAGACCCUUCAGAAUAACUCAAUAUACCCUGACCUGCUGCCAGAGGAGAUGGACUUGCUCUAUUCAGCUUAUGGUGAUGAGACUGGUGUGCAGUGUGCUCUCAGUCUCCAAGAGUUUGUGAAAGGUUGUGGGGGUGUUACCAAACGACUUGUGGAUGAACUGCUGGAUAAGAUGACAGGUGGCGAUCACUCUAAGGCUGUGUUCCAAAUCCGACAGAAAAGAAACAUGGUCACUGAUGAGAACAAGUCUGGUAUUUGUGGCAUGCAGGGUGCAGAGGGGAGUGGAGUAACAGGGGAGAACAACUCCGUUUUGGAUUUCAUGUCUAUGAAGAACUACUCAGAUAUGUCACUGGAUAUGCUCAACACUAUAGGUAAAUCUGUGAAGAAGGAGCCUGAUCAUGAGGAAGGCCAUCCGCACUUUGAUGAUACUGCCAAGUUGCUGCAGGAGUUCCAGGAUGCAGCAGUGGACAGGGUGGGCUCCAGACCCUCCUCCAAUCUGUCCUCUCUCUCAAACACUUCAGAGAGGGACCAGCACCACUUGGGGAGUCCAUCACACCUGGGUGUGGGAGACCAGUCGGAGAUGGUGCAUGAUCCCUAUGAAUUCCUGCAGUCUCCAGAGCCAGGAUCCACUGCCAACAGCUGAUACGCUCUGCCCUUGGCACGCGUUUCUGGAGAAGCUAGCUAAUUAUAUGCU